Molecule: messenger RNA, 2961 nt
Organism: Paramecium octaurelia
Lineage: Eukaryota; Ciliophora; Oligohymenophorea; Peniculida; Parameciidae
Source: the annotation of a GenBank genome assembly
AUGAAGGUUUUUUCUUUACACAUAAUUUAUAUAUUUAGUCAAAACAAAUUCAUUCAUUUUAUAUGCUAAUUUUUUAAUAAUAAUCAUUUAUUGAAAUUAAAAUAUUUAUAUUUUAUUGAUCAGAUUGGCUAUAUUAACAGAGGUACCUUUAUAUAUAUAUUUAAUAGGGGAACUAUGCAAUCAAAUAGGCCAAAAAUAAUAGGCACUCGAGGAUUAUUCGAGUGCUAUUUAAAUUGAUCCUGAAAAUGCUGAAUUUUAUUAUAUCAGAGGUAAUAAAUUUAUUAUUUUGAAUAGGAGUUUUAAAUCAUGAUAUGGGGAAUUAUGAAUCGGCACUAUUAGAUUAUGAUAAAGCCAUAGAAUUGGAACCCUUGGAUCCCAAGUUUUAUUUUCAUAGAGGUAAAUGAUAUUAUAAUAAAAAGGAAUUCAAAAUAAUGAUAUGGGGAAUUAAGAAUAGGCACUCUUAGAUUAUAACUAGGUCCUUCUAUUGGAUCCUACUCAUGCAAAUACCUACUGUAACAGAGGUUAUUUAAGAACUCUAUAAAUAGGAAUUGUUCAUAAAAUGUUGGAAAUAAAGAAUAGGCAGUCUUUGAUUUUAAUAAAGCUAUACAGUACAAUCCUUCAAGUUCGAAGUUUUAUUAUAAUAGAGGUUAAAAAUAAGUUAUAAUGAAUAGGAGUUACUUAUUAUGAAAUGAAAAAUUAUGUUGAUGCACUUUUAGAUUAUGACAAGGCCAUUGAAUUAGAUGCAACAGAUCCUAAAAUUUAUUAUAACAGGGGUAUUCAAAUUGAUUAUAGAGGAAAGGAAUUCUCUAUUAAGAUAUAAGGAAUCUGUAGCAGGCACUCCUAAAUUAUAACCAGGCAAUUCAUUUGGAUCAAAGGAAUCCAAAAUUUUAUUAUAAUAGAGGUAAUUGUGAUAUUUUAGGAUAUAGGAAAUUUAUAUAGCGAUAUGGGAAAUAAGGAAUAAGCACUCUUAGAUUAUGACAAAGUAAUUCAAUUAAAUCCAAAUGAUGAGAUAACAGAGGUGAUCAACAAAUUAUUAUGAAUAGGAAUUCUGCAUAAAGAGAUGGGAAGUCAAGAAAAGGCACUUUUCGAUUAUAAUCAAGCACUACUUUUAAAUCCCAUGGAUGCUAAAACUUAUAUUAACAGAGGUAUCUUUAUUUUAAGAAAUAGGAAUUCUAAAUAAUUUCUUGGGAAACAACUAACAGGCACUGUUUGAUUAUAACAAAUCUAUUGAAUUGGACCCUUUAAAUAAUUUGGCUUAUAUUAACAGAGGUAAAAAUGCUUAUAAACAAGUAGGUAUAUUGUAUGAUGAAUUGGGGAAUAAAGAAUUUGCACUUAUAGAUUACAACAAUGCAAUUUAUUUGGAUUCAAAAAAUGCUAAAUUUUAUUAUAGAAGAGGUUAUCAAAAUUUGAUAUUUUGAUUAGGAGUACUCUAAGAUAGUUUGGGGAAUAAAGAAUAAGCACUUUUAGAUUUGACAAUGUCCAUUCAAUUGGAUUCUAAGUAGACUCUUGCUUAUAUGAGCAGGGGUAAGAUAUCUAAUUAUCUGAAUAGGAUCUAUUUAUUUUGAAAUUGGAAAUAAAUAAUUGGCGCUUGUUGAUUACGGCAUGGCCAUUUAAUUAGAUCCAUUGAAAGCGAUUAAUUUUUAUAAUAGAGGUAAUAAAUAUAAGAGCCCUUUAGGUGUCUUAUAGAAUGAGAUGGGAAAUACUGAAUAAGCAAUCCUUGAUUUCAGUAUGGCUAUUAAAUUGGAUCCAAAUGACCUAAGAUCUUAUUGUAAUAGAGGUAAUAAAAUAAAUAUAUCAAAAAUAGGAGUAAUAUAUAUCAAUACUGGUUAGUAUGACUUAGGAAUAAAUGAUUAUCUUAGAGCAAAUGAUUUGUAACCAGAAAAUCCUUUUAUAUUGCAAGUUUUAGAAUAACUGCAUUCUUUAUAAUAAAAUUAACAAAACAAAACAGAAGUGUCUCAGAUUGCAACGUAAUAGAAUUAAUCUGUAGAAAUGAACUUAUUCAAUCAAGAACAAAUCAAAGAUAUCUAAGAAAUUUAAUAUGAUAUUAAAUUCUUAAAAUUAGAAACUUCAUCCUUAGCUUAACAUUUAUAAGAUUAAUCAAUCUUAAAAAACAUUUAGGAGAAUGUAAGUUGGAUUGAAAAAGAGCUAUAAACAUAAUUAUUGGAUUAGAGGCAGGAAAAAUAAGAAGAAAUAAAAUAGAUUUAAGAAAAAAUUAUAAAACUGAGACAAGAAUUGCUUUCAUUACAUUAAAUAAUUUAAUAAUAAAAAUUAAGAAAUGCUUAAUCAUAAUAGGGUAAUGAUCAAAUAUCUGAACUUUAAGAAUUCGAAGAAGAUUAAAAAAUAUAUUAGAAAGCAAUCUUUUAGAAUUCAUAUUAUUAUUUGGCAACUAUGCAAUAGAUUUUUUCUGAAAUUUAUUUGGUGAAUACAGACGGUAUUAUUGAGAGUAGAGCUUAAGAAUAUAUGAAAAUAGUUCAAAAAGUAUAUACGGAUCAAUCAACUGUUGAAGGAAUUCCAUUAGUGAAUGAAAAAGCAUUUGAACUUAUCAAUUAAGCUCUAGACUAAGAUAUUGAAUAUCAUAAGGCGAAUAGACUAGAUGAAAGGUUGAUUAGAUUAAAUAAUAUCUUAAAAUUUUUAAAUAUUUUUAGUCACUUAGAUUUAGAAAAAGAAGUAGAAAUAGCAUCCAUUCAACUUGCAAAAUUACAAUAAAAUGGCCGUAAAGAACAUCAGAAUCACCAUUUCAAUUAAUUUGUAGAGAAGCUAUGCAAAAUAGGACUUCAUUUAGAAGAAAAUAAUCUCAAUUGGAAAAAUGGAACUUUAGAUGCACUAGUCAUUUUAAAAUAUUUAGAUUGUUCGCCAUCAAAGAUAUUAGAAGCCCAGGAUAAAAGAUUGAAGGACAUAUUUGUAGAAGCUGUUUUGAGGAGUUAAAUGCUCUAAGAUAAAGGGUAAUUAUAGAAUUAAUGA